ACUGCUGAUUGCAUGAAGCACGUGGUUCACUGUGCCAGGACUCCGCGCGCAGACUAGACUUUGUUAUAUGCGCGCGCGUAAUGCAGCAGGCUGUGUAAGGCAGAGAUCAUUACCGCGCGCUCAUCUGUCCCUCAGCGCCUUUAAUCAGACGCGAUCAGACCCAAGCCUCGCUUCUUCCACACCGAGCAAGAAGCCCUUCUGAUCAGCUGGCACAGCCACCCCACGGAACACCUGGAUAAGCGAGUCAACGAAUCAACAUCUUGGAACCCAGAAAAUGGCAAACAACACCACCGAGUUCUCCUGCCCCUCAAUUGAUGACUUCCGUAACCAGGUCUAUUCCACUGCCUACUCCAUCAUCACCAUUUUUGGCCUGGUGGGUAAUGGCUUUGCCCUGGUGGUGCUCAUCCGGACCUACCGCCAGUCCUCUGCCUUCCAUGUGUACAUGCUGAACCUGGCAGUGGCGGACCUGCUGUGUGUGUGCACACUGCCUUUCCGCGUUCUCUACUAUGUGCAAAAGGGCCACUGGAUACUUGGUGACUUCCUGUGCCGCAUCAGCUCGUAUGCGCUCUAUGUCAACCUCUACUGCAGCAUUUUCUUCAUGAUGGCCAUGAGCUUUACACGUUUCCUGGCCAUCGUCUUCCCUGUGCAGAAUCUGCGCAUGGCCACUGAGCGGCGGGCGCGAGUGGUCUGCGCCUGCAUUUGGGUCUUCAUCUGUUCCACCAGCUCACCGUUCCUGCUCUCCGGCCAGCACACUGACCCGAAGACCAACAAAACCAAAUGCUUUGAGCCACCGGAGGAAUCGGGCAGCCUAAAGAAGCUGGUGGUGCUCAAUUACUUCUCACUGGUGGUGGGUUUCAUUGUGCCCUUUUUAGUGAUCCUGGUUUGCUAUGUUGGCAUUGUGCGGGCACUGCUGGGCAACUCCAAUGCAAUGAAGAAGCAGCAGAACACGCGCACCAAGGCCAUCCGUAUGAUCAUAGUUGUCAUGCUGGCCUUCUUGGUCAGCUUCAUGCCCUACCACGUGCAGCGCACCGUGCACCUCCACUUUAAAAAGCAAGGGGCCUCAUGUGAUGAGAUCAAUUACAUGCAGAAGUCGGUGGUGAUCACGCUGUGCCUGGCUGCUGCCAACUCCUGCUUCGACCCCAUGCUUUACUUCUUUUCGGGUGAGAACUUCCGUCACAGACUCUCCACUUUCCGCAAGGCAUCACUGAAUUCCCUGAACAUGAAGCGCAACCGCAAUUUGCCAUCGUCUUCCCGUCCAUUACAGCAGAGCGACCUGGAGAAAUGUAAUAGCUCAAGCAAUCUUGGGUAAUCCUAAAGAUGACAGUGCCUCCUGGCUAAACGAACGAGCAAGCAGUGAGCAAGCAUGAUGUCGUUGGAUUUUGUUUGAUUUCAUAGAAAAUUAAUUCAUAAAAAAUGGCAUUCACCUUGCCAUUAAGCUUAAACCUAAUCUUAACCUUUGAAGUGAAUUCAGUUGUGCAAACUGGUGCCUCAAGGAAUUAAAAAGAAGCGACUGUUGCUCAUUGUGGAAACUCAGGUUCAACCUGAAGGACCUGAAGGUAGGGUAAUCAUUGAAGAAAGCUCAGUAUUAUUAUGGUCCAAGAAGUGGAAAUGAAGCUUACCUGUUUUAUUGCACUUUUCUUUUUCUGGAUAUUAAUUAGCAAAGAAAAAAAUCCAGAAAACGAAAAGAAGAUAAAGGCUUACACAGAUUCUAUAUUAACUUACUAUAAAUGGACUCACAGAACAGUAGCCUGCUUACAAAAUAAUGUGUAUACUGUAUUAAUGAUGCUGCUUUAAAUCUGUAAGGCAAUGACGGAUUACCACUGACAGAUUGUUGGGCCAAUCUGCUUUUUUUUAUUAUUAUUAUAUGUUCAUAUUAAUACUGAUUAGCAUAAUGUGCUUAUAUUUUGUAAUGUACCUAUUGUAUGUUAAUAAUUGCAAAUGUUAAUGUAUUGUGUAUGUACAGUGCAAAUGCAGCAAGGCAUAUUUAUAUACAAAAGACAACUUUUUUAUACCAUGCAAACAGACUCAUUCACACCUAGGGUCAAAUCAGAGUUGCCACCCACCUACUGUGUUAUUUGGGACAUGGGUACUGUAGGACAUGCCAAACUCUGCACAGAGAGUAACCCGAGCUCAGGAUGUACCCAGACGCUAGAGCUAUGAAGGACCAAUUUGUUAAUUGCGCUGUUAUGGCGAACCAUUUCUGUUGUAAGAUAUAUUCUAAAGCUUGGGAAAGGGAAAGGGGGAUUAUGGAGUGGAUACUGUCUGUACUAGGCGAUGACAAAAAAAGGCAUACUGCAGUUAUUUAUUGCAAAUUGAACCAUUUUGUGCACCACAGUGUACUUGUUUCCCAUGCAAAGACUGGGAAGAUGGAAAAAAAAAGUCCAGUGCCAUUUUUGGGCUUGUUUCAGUUUUUCAGUUUUAGUUUUUUGUGAUGUAGUUGAGCUGGAACUUUUUUUUUUUGAGACCUGGCAACUCUGUCCACAAAGUUAAAUUACUACAGUGGACAGCCAUUUAUGUGUCACCCUUCAGUUCUGAUAGUAUUACAGUAUUCUAGCGACAUCUAGUGGCUGAAAUGGCAACUGCAUAAGAAGAUACAUUUGUACAUUUGGUAACAUAAUACAAGAACAACAGACUGCUAGUACUAGUGUGCCAUUAAUACAUGUUUUUCUUUAAUAUAUGCACUAAAAUUCAGUUGAACAGUAUAGUAUGUCAUAUUGGCUAUCUAUUAAGCGUUACUGAUAGUAAUUAGUCUAUUAUAACGUCGUAGCUUUAAUCAACUAAAAGUAAUAUAGCAUGAAGGCGUACCGACUAUCAUGUAAAUUUUUGUUAAUUGAAGAUAGCAUAUUUAAGAUUUUUAAUAAGGUACAUAAAUGAUUACUUUUCACACUGCAGAAGAUAGCUAAAUGGGUUUGCAUUAUGCAAUUUUUCGGUUGAUUUGUAAAGACGGACAAAUAAAACCCAAACUAAAAGUGCAGACCCCCCCCCCAUCAUUAUUCUAACAAUGGAGUGAUUCAUUUUCUUGUGCUUUCUCCAGCCUCAAAACUACUUACUGAACUCUUAUAACCCACAUGUCCAUAAUUAACACUCAGACUGAAUCAACACAAACAAUAAAGACGGCAAGCUGUCGCAGAGUAUAGUACUACUGUAGAUACUGUAGAUACACUUCAAGUCACGUGAACGACUGCUACCAUCCCAACACUCCGAAAUAAGUAACUGUGCAAUGUAUUAGUACUGUGCCACUCGCCACUCAUAUAGAUCAUUUGUUUGUGUCUAUUGUACUGUUGCAGCUAGAGAAAGAACAUGCAAGUAAGACUGAUCAUUGCAUAUUGUAUACUGUAGGCUAUUUGUGCUUAUGACAAUAAAAACUUGAAACAUCAGGCAAAACCAUCUUAAGGAUAAUUUUUAAAAAAAGGAAAAAUAAUAAUCCUUUU
Molecule: messenger RNA, 3431 nt
Organism: Pangasianodon hypophthalmus (striped catfish)
Lineage: Eukaryota; Metazoa; Chordata; Actinopteri; Siluriformes; Pangasiidae
Gene: cysltr1
Product: cysteinyl leukotriene receptor 1
Exons: 2
Coding region: 275-1309 (344 amino acids)
Biological process (GO): G protein-coupled receptor signaling pathway
Cellular component (GO): plasma membrane
Molecular function (GO): leukotriene receptor activity
Source: RefSeq, a predicted model, not a curated record